AUGGAUCGGGAAGAGACCAUUAAGCUGACGGUCAAGUCACUAUUGGAAGUUGUGCAGACGGGUGCGAAGAACAUUGAGAUUGCCAUCAUGGCGCCUGGCAAGCCCAUCGAGAUGCUGCCGGUAGAGGACAUUGAGAAGUAUGUGGAGAACAUCAACGUGGAGAAGCAAGAGGAGGCGGCAAACAGGAGGCCUGGACGGACACCUGGUACAGGCACUGCGGCCAUUCUGACACGCCCUGCACCGACUGAGGGGCCAGGCCCGAGCGCAUAG
Molecule: messenger RNA, 270 nt
Organism: Plenodomus lingam JN3
Lineage: Eukaryota; Fungi; Ascomycota; Dothideomycetes; Pleosporales; Leptosphaeriaceae
Gene: PRE6
Product: Proteasome subunit alpha type-4
Biological process (GO): ubiquitin-dependent protein catabolic process; proteasomal protein catabolic process
Cellular component (GO): nucleus; proteasome core complex; proteasome core complex, alpha-subunit complex
Source: RefSeq, a predicted model, not a curated record